AUAAAUCGGUGCCCCCAAAUCUGAUGGCAUCAUUCUAGCCCCAUACUUUAGAGAGAGAAAGGCACUCACUCUACACUGUUUAAAGAAGAUAGCCCUGCCUCAGCUUCAUCACACCUCUCUCUCUAGCUUCUGCAAACUCCAAUGGGAGAGGAGGAGAAGAAGCCCGCCGCUGAAGCGAAAAAACCUGCUGAAAGUAAAGAGGACCCGCCCAGCGCCGCCUCCGGAGAUGAGAAGAAGGUCGAGGCUCCGGCGGAAGAAUCCAAAGAGCCGCCGCCGCCUCCAGAGAUUGUGUUGAGAGUUUUCAUGCAUUGCGAAGGCUGCGCUCGGAAAGUCCGACGCUGCCUUAAAGAUUUCGAUGGAGUUGAAGAUGUGUUGACUGAUUACAAGACCCAUAAGGUUGUAGUGAAAGGGGAAAAAGCAGAUCCGCUGAAGGUGUUAGAGAGGGUGCAGAAGAAGAGCCACCGCCAGGUGGAGCUCCUAUCUCCCAUCCCCAAGCCACCGCCGGCAGAGGAGGAGCCUAAGAAGCCGCCGGAGGAGGUUGCUAAGCCGGAGGAGAAAAAGCCAGAGGUGAUUGCAGUCGUUUUGAAAGCUCACAUGCAUUGCGAGGCUUGUGCUGAAGCCAUCAAAAGGAAGAUUUUGAGAAUGAAAGGAGUGGAGAGUGUGGAACCUGACUUCAAGAGCUCGCAAGUCACGGUGAAUGGCGUUUUUGAUCCGGAGAGCUUAGUAGACUAUGUGGUCAAGAAGACGGGCAAACGAGCGGUGGUGGUGAAGGUGGAGCCGAAGAAGGAAGAGAAGAAGACGGAGGAAGGCAAAGAGGAGAAAAAAGACGACGAGAAAAAAGCAGGAGACGAGAGUGGGGAAAAGAAGGAGGGCGAAGAAGGGACGACGACCGACAACGCAGGGGAGAAGAAAGAGGAGGGUGAAGUUGUUCAUCAAGAAGACCCAAAGUUGGAACUGAGAAAGCAUGAGCUCUACUACUAUUACCCCGCUCAAAGCCAUUACCAAGUGAAUCCUCACCCUCACCAACAAAGGUUUGCCCAGGAGGUAUAUGGGUAUGGUUACCCAAAUAUGUUCAGUGAUGAGAACCCCAAUGCAUGUUCUGUAAUGUAAAUGAUGAUGAUGAUGAUGUGGAAAGAAUGGCAUUUGAUCCUUUGGGGCCAUUUGGUCAUUGGCUGGUUGUGCCCUGCAUGUGGCCCUGUCUGGGUCAUUCAGUAGAAGUAGUUAAUGUAAUGUCUGCAACCAGUACUGUAGAAUUUUGUGAGUUUUUUUUUUUUCUUCCUUUCUUUCUUGUCCUCCUUUUCUUUUCUUCAUUAUAAUAAUGUUAUAAUGGGUGCUCCAUACCGGAAAUGGACAGAGAGGUAACGCAUUAUAGUACAUGGUACUACAGCAUAUGACUAGAUUAUGCCCCUCCAUUUUUGCAUAUUGUGUGUACUUGCAAAGUUGCAACUUGCUGACAUUCAACAAAACAUAAUGAGAGAGAGGGAGGGGGAGGGGACUAAAAGGGAAAAGUGACCUUACACCUCCAAUUAUUGACAAGUGCAUUCAAGGUCACUAACUAUUUAAAUCAUGAAUGAAUCGUACAAAAUGGGUCAUGGGUGGGUAAUGACUAACUACCGAUCAGCCAGUAAUUGAGAAAGUUGUAAUUAUGCUUCCGUUUAAAACGUACCGAUGCCGUCCAUGGUUAGAGUGGGGCGUAGCCACGAGGGGCUAAGUCAGCUAUGGGCCCACUCAAAUUUACUGAAAACAAUGUAACCUUUGGUUAAAUUUGUCUCAUCUUUCUUUUUCAGUUCAUUCUAAGAUUGUUAAAGUCCGUUUGGUUUGAAAUCUUCUUAUUUAUUCUAACUUUAUUAUUAAUUCAACAUCAAUCACACAAAUUCAUUUUCUUAACAACUGUACCAUAUCAUCAUGUCUCAAUGUUAGUGACUGUUGGGUAAAUGGCCCCAACAGGGGUUCGGCCCAAUCACCCCCAAACCGAUGUACGUCGCCUAGCCCACGGGUGACCUUAGCCCAGAGGAGAUAGGACGAACGUCGGUUUCCCGGAUAGCGGACGAGGUCCCUGCCGAGGGUCAAUUAGCAUAUUUCCGACGAACGUCGUCAGCCGAGGCCCAUCCCUGUAGAUGGUCCAAAUCCAGAAGAUCGUUUCACUCUAUCAAGGGCCGCAGACGAGCGGCCCCCAGCCUUCCAUCGCCUGCUGAGAGUUGCCCUCAGUUCUACCAGACGAUCAUGGUCAGGAAUUAGGCGGGGAACCCAGAUUCUGGCGGGAAGCGCAUUUAAUGCUGGAGAUUUGGUGGUUGGACCACAGCCACUAACAAUCCUCCACGUCAUCAGGAAUAACUGCCCAUUGGCGGGUAUAAAUAGUAGCAUUUAUUUCAUUGUAAAGGGUUGACAACUUUCUAUUCCCAG
Messenger RNA from Cuscuta epithymum, 2403 nucleotides. NCBI's taxonomy places the organism in Eukaryota, Viridiplantae, Streptophyta, Magnoliopsida, Solanales, Convolvulaceae. The record is from the annotation of a GenBank genome assembly.